This is a messenger RNA of Trypanosoma theileri, 414 nucleotides long. RefSeq lists its product as uncharacterized. The transcript has a single exon. The record is from RefSeq and is a predicted model, not a curated record. Lineage: Eukaryota; Euglenozoa; Kinetoplastea; Trypanosomatida; Trypanosomatidae. Bases 1 to 414 code for a protein of 137 amino acids.
AUGCUUUUUUAUUCGGUUCUAAAACUUUUCUUCUCAAGGGCCAGCCUUGCCAUAGGAUAUCAGCUUGGGUUCCAAUAUCUUUACUGGGGCUGGGUGGGGUGGGGGUGGCUUUUACCAUUUGAACCAGCUUGUUGGAUGGCGCGGAAAACACUUUCGUACAUGAUGUGCUCAAUAAAGGCGCGGUGGGAAUGCCUCUUCCCAAUCCUUUUUCCUUUCAAAGAUACUUUUUCAACGGCCAUCACGUCUCUAUUUGACCCAUGUUUCGCUGCCAACCCUGGGAAGAAUUUCCCAAUGCAUACAAGAAAAUCGAAACAGUGGUUGCGCUUGAAUUUAUUAAAGAAUGAAACCGUUUGCGCUUUGCCAAGCUUAUACAUCCCCGCAGCAAUGGCUACAGGUUUUCCCGUCUGCGGAUAA